AUGUAUGUUUGCUAAUUGGCAUGCUUGCUGCUAGCAUAGCUUUUUACCAUCAAUCAAACUCACCAACAACCUGCCUCCAUCAUCAUCAUACGGGGGAGGGGGGCCUGCCCCUGAAUGGAGGCAGCCAUCAAAAGAAGCAAGGGACUCACUAAAUGGACUGUGGCUCCGGGGUUUGUUCUCCACAAUGUGCUGACCUCGUUUUGUUGUGGCGGAACACAAAACGGACUCACUCCCUCCAUCCGAAAAAUACACUUAUACACAUCCACCCAUGAUGCACCACAUGUCACCUUUGACCUUUGGCUAACAUGAGAGAAAGCAGCGCCUGAUUGGUCGAUGUGACAUAUCAGUCAGCAGUGGACACGCCCCAUAGCAGCGGCAGUCAUGCCUUGCCAUAGAAGUAUCCAUGACCCUUGGUAGAAGCAGCCACGCCCCCUUGAAACAGCAGCCAUGUCCUCUGGCAGAAGCAGCCACGCCCCUUUGCAGUAGUCACAUCCUAUGGAAGCACCGACCAUGCUCCACGGCAGAAGAAUCCACUCCCAAUUGUGAAGAAACCCCGCCCCUUAGAAACAGCAGUAGCCACACCCCAUUUCAGAAGUUUCCACAGCCGUUGGGCCAAAGCAGCCACACCCCCAGAAGCAGCAGCUGUGUCCCAUGAGAGAAGAAGCCCCGCCCCCAUGGCGGGAGGAGACAUAGAUGGCAUUGCCAGUAGAUAUCUCGCUUGUUAGCUAAUUGUUUUGUCCUGCAUUUAAUUACUACUAGAUGGAACUGUCUCACUUCUGGACCUUUUCUCUCUCAAAUGGACUCAACACAAUCGACAACACACACACACACACACACACACAGAAGGCUCGCUAAUGCUGAGUGACAGCUCAUUAGCAUGCUAGCAUUAGCCGCAGGACUAACAGCUAUAGAGCUGAGCUGCAAGGGAACAAACGUGUUGUUGUUGUUAGCAUGUUAGCGUUCCCAGUGUUGAUGUGAGGAAGCAGACAGGAGUUAAUUUCGGAACGGUGAGAGUCAACCACAACCAAAGGUCUGCUCGCAGUUGGCCAAGGGGGUCCACGCCAUCAUGGGCGUGUAUGACCUGAAGACCGCCAACAUGGUGGCGUCGUUCUGCAGCGCCUUGCAUGUCAGCUUCAUCACGCCGUCGUUUCCCACCCUCGCCAACAACCAGUUUGUGCUGCAGUUGCGUCCACAGCUGCAGGAGCCGCUCAUGGCGCUGUUGGACCACUUCUCCUGGACCCGCUUCGUUUACAUGUAUAGCGCCGACACAGGUCUGUUGGUUCUUAAGAUGAUUCUGGACCGUGCGGCCGAGCAAGGCUGGCAGGUGACAUCAGUCAAUUUGGACUCGCUGACCGAGUCCAUGUUCAUCAAGCUGCUGGCCGACUUGGACUUCAACAGGGAGUUCCAAGUGAUUGUGGACUGCGAGUCGGACCGCCUCAACGGCAUCCUGGGCCUGAUUUCAGCGCAGAGAAGAAACCUGAAGAACUAUCACUAUAUCCUCCUCAACCUGGGCUUCACGGAGUUGAACAUGACAGAAUUCCAGAAGUUGUCUCCAAACGUGACAGGCUUCCAGUUGGUCAACUGGUCCGAUUCAACCGUGCUGAAUGUCCAGCAGGACUGGAUGAACUUUGACACCAAGGAUGUCAAAGCGACUCGUCGCAGCCUGCGGUACACAGGAGCUCUGACCUACGACGGUGUCAAUGUCCUGGCAACGGCCUUCCAGAACCUCAGACGACAACGCAUUGAUGUCUCUCGCCGUGGCAACGCUGGAGAGUGUUUGGGCAACCCUCCUGCCCCCUGGGGACAGGGAAUCGACAUUCAGCGAGCACUGCAGCAGGUGCGUCUGGAUGGGCUGACGGGCCGUGUUCAGUUUGAUGAGCGAGGACAUCGUAGCAACUUCACACUGACAGUAAUGGAGCUGGCCCCCGGCGGACCCAGAAAGGUGGGCUUUUGGAGUGAGAAGAGAGGUUACGUUAACACAGCCAAGUAUAAGCCUACAUUAGAGGACUUCUACGGGCUCCAUAACCGCACCUAUGUGGUCACUACAAUCCUGGAAGCGCCAUACAUGAUGCUGAAGAAGAACCACGAGCAGCUGGUGGGAAAUGACAAGUACGAAGGUUACUGCGCUGAGCUAGCGGCCGAGAUUGCCAAGCACGUGGGCUUCAGCUACCGACUGGAGCUGGUGGGUGACGGCAAGUAUGGCGCCAGAGAAGCCGACACCAAGAUGUGGAACGGCAUGGUGGGAGAACUGGUCUACGGGAAGGCGGACGUUGCCGUUGCCCCUCUGACCAUCACACUGGUCCGUGAGCAGGUGAUCGACUUCACCAAGCCCUUCAUGUCUUUGGGCAUCUCCAUUAUGAUCAAGAAGCCCACCAAGUCCAAACCAGGCGUCUUCUCCUUCUUGGAUCCCUUGGCGUAUGAGAUCUGGAUGUGCAUCGUCUUCGCCUACAUCGGCGUCAGCGUGGUGCUCUUCCUGGUGAGUCGCUUCAGUCCGUACGAGUGGAAGAAAGAAGAUGAAGAUGAUGAUGAAGCUCUGCCCUCCUCUGCUUCCACUUUUCAACAAGCUCCGCCCACUUCCUCCUCUGCAGGGUACCACCUUCCUCUGGUUCAGACCCUGGACCAGAACCAGAACCAGAAUCAGCAGAAAGACAAGGAGAGUCCGGAACACUCCAAUGACUUUGGCAUCUUCAAUUCCUUAUGGUUUUCCUUAGGAGCCUUCAUGCAGCAAGGAUGUGACAUCUCCCCUAGGUCUCUGUCGGGUCGCAUUGUGGGCGGAGUCUGGUGGUUCUUCACUCUCAUCAUCAUCUCGUCAUACACGGCGAACCUGGCAGCCUUCCUCACCGUGGAGAGGAUGGUCUCGCCCAUCGAGAGUGCAGAGGACCUCGCCAAGCAGACUGAAAUCGCUUACGGGACUUUGGAUGGGGGCUCCACUAAAGAGUUUUUCAGGAGGUCAAAGAUCGCUGUGUUCGAAAAGAUGUGGUCGUACAUGCGUGGUGCCGACCCAUCCGUCUUUGUCAAGAACACCAAUGAAGGCGUGAGCCGUGUGCGAAAGUCCAAAGGGAAGUACGCCUACCUGCUGGAGUCGUCCAUGAACGAGUACAUCGAGCAGCGCAAGCCUUGUGACACCAUUAAAGUGGGAGGAAACCUGGACUCCAAAGGCUACGGCGUGGCCACGCCCAAAGGAUCGCCACUCAGAAUCCCAGUAAACCUGGCCGUUCUCAAGCUCAAUGAACAAGCCAUCUUAGACAAGUUGAAAAACAAGUGGUGGUAUGACAAAGGAGAGUGCGGACACAAGGACUCCGGCAGAAAGGACAAGACCAGCGCUCUCAGCUUGAGCAACGUGGCAGGCAUCUUCUACAUCCUGAUUGGAGGACUGGGAUUGGCCAUGAUGGUGGCGCUGUUGGAGUUUUGCUACAAGUCACGCUUGGAGUCCAAAAGGAUGAAGGAGCUGAUUGACGCCGCCAUGUUGAGCAGCGGCCUGGGAGCGAUGGCGCUCGCAGGGGGCGGGGUCACAGCGGGCAGGUUUGGAGGAGGCGGGGCUUCAGGGCUGGUGGGAGAGAACGGCCGAGUGGUGGCGCAUGACUUGCCAAGAUCCGGCGCUCAAGGUUUACCAUGCAUGAGUAAAGCUGCCAGUUUGGGAUUGUCCUCCAAUGUCAUGUGACCAGCGCCAAGACACCUGAUUGGAUGCAGUCACCUGACAAUCAUCCAGCAUUACAGGAAGCAGCACUGGUGAACUGAGUGCACCUGAAAGCAACACACUUCUCCUCCUUCCUUUCUUAUUCUUCUAUUCUUUUUCUCCUAUUUCUUUUGUUUUUCUUCUUCCUGGUUCCUUUUUCUUUCCUCUUCUUUCUUAUGUUCUUCUUCCUUUCUUAUUUUCCUUGUCCUUUUUUCUAUCAUCUUAUUUUUUUCUUCUCCUUCAUCUCCCUUGCUUUCAUCACAGCAUCACUGGAGGACUCAUGAACGCAACCUUUUGACCCUGACCAUUUGUCUUUGGGCCAAUCACAAUGAAGCUAAUUAGCAUACUGAUUUGAAUAUUUCACCAUAAGCUUGUUCUUGUUUGUGCUUCCCGGAAUGAACUUCACAUGAACGUGCUUGUUUACAAAUACUAAUAAAUUUGUUUCAAGUAACCUCCU
Doryrhamphus excisus (bluestripe pipefish) is the source of this 4133-nucleotide messenger RNA. The record is from RefSeq and is a predicted model, not a curated record. NCBI's taxonomy places the organism in Eukaryota, Metazoa, Chordata, Actinopteri, Syngnathiformes, Syngnathidae.